Molecule: messenger RNA, 1332 nt
Organism: Hirsutella rhossiliensis
Lineage: Eukaryota; Fungi; Ascomycota; Sordariomycetes; Hypocreales; Ophiocordycipitaceae
Product: coA-transferase family III domain-containing protein
Exons: 5
Coding region: 1-1332 (443 amino acids)
Molecular function (GO): catalytic activity
Source: RefSeq, a predicted model, not a curated record
AUGUCUUGCCUCGCCCGAUACCUACGCCCCGCCCCGGCGGCCCGGCUGCUGCCCACCGCCACGGCGCUCCGGGAUCUCCGUCGCCGAUACUCGACGCCCGCGAGCGGCGCGCUGCCCCUGCAGGGCUAUCGAGUGCUCGACAUGACCCGUGUGCUGGCUGGUCCCUACUGUACGCAAAUCCUGGGCGAUCUCGGGGCAGAGGUCAUCAAGAUUGAACACCCCGUCCGCGGAGACGACACCAGGGCCUGGGGACCUCCGUACGCAGAGUACAAGCCGGAUUCCACCGCGCAGGGCCCCGGCGAGUCGGCCUACUUUCUCGGGGCCAAUCGCAACAAAAAAUCCCUCGGCCUCUCCUUUCAGCACAAGCAAGGCGUCGACAUUCUCCACAAGCUCGUCGCCAAGUGCGACAUUGUCGUCGAAAACUACCUCCCGGGGACACUCAAAAAGUACUCCCUGGACUACGAGACGCUCCGCGCCAUCAACCCGAGCCUGAUUUAUGCCUCCAUCACCGGCUACGGCCAGACGGGGCCCUACUCCAACCGCGCUGGCUACGACGUCAUGGUCGAGGCCGAGUUCGGCCUCAUGCACAUCACUGGCUCCCGCGACGGCCCUCCCGUCAAGGUUGGCGUGGCCGUGACUGAUCUCACCACCGGCCUCUACACCAGCAACAGCAUCAUGGCCGCCUUGCUGGGCAGGGCCAGAACCGGCAAGGGCCAGCAAAUUGACGUGGCCUUGAGCGACUGCCAGACUGCCACCCUGGCCAACAUUGCCAGCAGCUGCUUGGUCAGUGGCAAGCGAGACUCGGGUAGAUGGGGCACGGCGCAUCCAUCCAUUGUGCCUUAUCGGUCUUUCAAGACCAAAGACGGGGACAUCCUCUUUGGCGGCGGCAAUGACCGUCUGUUUGGCGUCUUGUGCGACGGGCUCGGCCGGCCGGAGUGGAAAGACGACGCCAAGUUCAAGACAAACGCCGACAGGGUGGCCAACCGCGCGGACCUCGAGGCCGAGAUCGAGGCCCUCUCGCAACAAAAGACGACACAGGAGUGGCUCGAGGUGUUCGAGGGCAGCGGCAUGCCGUACGCGGCCGUCAACGACGUCCAGGACACGCUGAACCACGAGCACACGAGGGCGCGCAACAUGGUGGUCGAGAUGGAGCAUCAAGCCUGCGGGCCCAUCAAAAUGGUCAACACGCCCGUCAAGUUCUCCGAGAGCCAGCCCACAAUCCGCGCCGUGCCGCCCAUGCUGGGCCAGCACACGGACGAGCUGCUGAGCGAGCACCUGGGUCUGGGCGAGUCGGAGAUUGCCAGGCUGAGGCAGGAUGGAGUUGUUAGAUAA